AUGGCAUUGGAGGAAUGGAGGCACUGGCUCGAAGGGGCGAAACAUCCGUUCAUUGUGUGGACCGACCACAAAAACCUGGAGUAUCUCCGCCCCGCCAAGCGCCUCAACUACAGGCAGGGUCCAAGAACGUCAAGCCAGUUGUCUCGCCGCUAUAACCCUACGGCUACCACCCUGGAGCCCGAGACCAUACUUCCCACCUCGUGCCUGGCGACGGCACUCAGCUGGGGUAUUGGGAAACAGGUCCGGGAGGCGCAGCGGUCCCAGCCGAACCCGGAGGGGAUGUUCGUGCCUGACGCUGCAUUCCUCCAGGCUUGCCUGCCACCCGGCGGACCCUGGCCCAGUCUAGCUGCACCUAAAAAGGUUUUUCGAUGCCCUUCGGGAUGCUCGUGCUCCAAGGAGACCAUUAUCUGUGUCGGGACCUCAAGUGUACCACGGACUAUGCCGAAUGACAUCAACUCACUGAGCAUAGUAAAUGGAUCCCUCGCAGAAAUCACAGAGGCCAUGUUCUCCCUCAUGCCAUCUCUGCAGUUGCUGCUUCUCAAUUCAAAUUCAUUGACCACCAUCAAAGAUGAUGCUUUCUAUGGCCUUCCUCAUCUUGAAUAUUUAUUCAUAGAGGGCAACAAGAUUGAGACUAUCGCCAAAAAUGCCCUCAGAGGUCUCCGAGACGUGACUCAUUUGUCGCUGGCUAACAACAACAUGAGGGCUUUGCCAAGGGAUCUCUUCCACGAUCUUGACUCCCUGCUAGAGCUGGAUUUGAGAGGCAACAUAUUUCAGUGUGACUGCGAGAAUAAGUGGCUGAUGAUGUGGCUGAAAAACACCAACGCUACCGUAUCGGAUGUCAACUGCGCAGGUCCCAUAGAAAUGAAGGGCAAACGCCUGAACGACCUUCCCAUCCCGCCAGACGAGUGUAUCUCCACGGACUUUGUCCGUCAUCAGUCCAUUCCAACCCAGGCUUUGUCGGCUGACAUUUUCUCCCAUAAGGAGGACAUUUAUGUGGCGAUGGCUGACCCCAAUUACAACAGCUGUGUGGUCAUGGAAUGGGACCACAUUGAAAUGAAUUUCAGGCCUUUCGAUAACAUCACAGGAAAGUCUGUUGUUGGAUGCAAGUCUGUUCUGAUUGACAACCACGUCUUGGUAAUCGUGACUCAGCUCUUUGGCGGCUCCCACAUCUACAAGUUUGACGAUCAACAAAACAAGUUCACCAAGUUCCAAACCAUUGAGGUCUUCAACAUCUCCAAACCCAAUGACAUUGAGGUGUUCCAAAUAGCCGGCGAGUGGUACUUCAUCAUUGUGGACAGCUCCAAGGCAGGCUUAUCUACUCUGUACAAGUGGAACGACCAAACGGACCGGAACGAGACCGGUUUCUACUCCUACCAGUUCCUCCACGAGUGGUUCCGAGAUACGGACGCCGAGUUCGUCGAGCUAGACGGGAAGUCCCACCUCAUCUUGGCCAGUCGCUCUCAGGCGCCCGUCAUUUACCUGUGGAACAAGAGCAGCCAGAAGUUCCAACUGCACAGCGAAAUCCCAAACGUUGACGACGUGGUGGCGGUCAAAGCCUUCCAGGUAGACGAGGAGCUCUACCUGGCCAUGACGUGCUACAUCGGGGACUCCAAAGUCCUCAAGUGGACCAGCAAGCAGUUCACUGAGGUGCAGGCCCUGCCUUCUCGUGGCGCCAUGGUCCUCCAGCCAUUUUCAUUCAAGGACAGGCACUACUUGGCCCUGGGCAGCGAUUACUCCUUCACACAGAUCUACUUGUGGGAUGAGGAGAUCAAAAUGUUCUCCAAGUUCAAGGAUAUCUAUGUGCAGUCUCCACGUUCUUUCAAUGUGGUGUCCACUGACCGGCGUAAUUUUUUAUUUUCCUCCAGCUUCAAAGGGAAAACUAUGGUCUUUGAGCAUGUUAUUGUCGACAUAAGCCUGUGA
This is a messenger RNA of Salvelinus namaycush (lake trout), 1920 nucleotides long. RefSeq names its product leucine-rich repeat LGI family member 2-like. The coding region runs from base 1 to 1920 and encodes 639 amino acids. NCBI's taxonomy places the organism in Eukaryota, Metazoa, Chordata, Actinopteri, Salmoniformes, Salmonidae. Gene Ontology annotation, molecular function: protein binding. The record is from RefSeq and is a predicted model, not a curated record. The transcript is spliced from 10 exons. Gene Ontology annotation, biological process: inhibitory synapse assembly.